AUGCCUUCACCAUCCGAUUAUCAUUCAACAAAUGCACCAGCAAAUUUUACAGAUAAUGCUUGGCAACAAUCGGCACAGGAAUCGAAUAAAACGUUAGCGGAGGAUGAUAUUGUUGACCAUGGGAGAAAUGCUUGGUCUACUAAUUCACCUCAACCGCAAACAAUAAAUGCAUAUCAAUACAGCGGUACAGCCUAUGGAAAUACACCAACAAUGGCCCACACAAAUGCAUAUUCUAAUCAGCCAGCCGCUAGAAUGGACGCUGAUCAUCCAGACGAUGCCAAUAACAAGCUUGAAACAAGCAACGAUGCAUCAAAAAAGAAGAAGAAAAAGGACAAUGAUUUUUUGGACAAUGCUAUGAAAAAAGAUGGCAGUUUGCCAUCGAAGAUUAGGUUGUUACUGCGGUUCAUUCUGCUCGUUGCGGCUGUGGGUCACUUAGGUUUUGCGGCUGGUGCAUCACCGUUUUCCGGAAUGUCCGUACCAUUCAACAGUAGUGCUUGUUUUUACUUCCUAGUUGCAGUGGUAGGUACACAAGUAUUGCUGUAG
Mycotypha africana is the source of this 543-nucleotide messenger RNA. RefSeq lists its product as uncharacterized. The record is from RefSeq and is a predicted model, not a curated record. NCBI's taxonomy places the organism in Eukaryota, Fungi, Mucoromycota, Mucoromycetes, Mucorales, Mycotyphaceae. The transcript has 2 exons. The coding region runs from base 1 to 543 and encodes 180 amino acids.